AAGAAUUGCGACGACAAGCUCGGAAUACUGCAUCAAACCAGGUAGUAAAGAGAUAUUCUGAAGAGAGAUGGCKGAGGAAUCAUCAUCAUCAUCAUCGGCAGGGGAAGCCAUUAGGGAAGCGGCACUUUCUGCAGAAAAUGCAGUCGAAAAGUGCACUGCUAAUGUUGCUAUCGAAGUGCCCCCUGCAGCAAAUGCAGCUGAAGGAGCACCUGCUGCCRAUGUAUCGGCAGGAGAAAAAAGAAAWCUAGACGAAGGGGAUGGGGAAGAUGUGGUCGACACACCAUCGACCAGUAUUAAAGAGGUGAGSACUGAUGACGCCCCCGAGAACAAACCGAAAAAAGCAAAGAUCAGUAUGCCCCCUCCGGUCUCCUCUUCCCUAACGGACGUAGAAAAAUACACCCUUGAAUGCCCACCGCCCUCCGACAAUACCAACGAGGCAGACGCCAAAACCAAAAUCACAACCCCAAAUUUGAUGCUCUUUGGAUUGCAUCCUCUCAUCCAAGAAUUGCCACUACAAAAGUUUCUUGAAGACUAUGGGAAGGUCCUAGCGAUUACAGUACGCUCUGCAUUUGCCUCUCGUUAUGGGCAUGUUACAUUUGAAACGGUGGAAGAAGCCCGAAAAUGUUAUACAUCGAUAMACGGCGCCAAACURCUGCACAAGGCCUUUUUGGUACAGCCGUCCAUGGCAUCGGCGGCGCCAAAAGCCUCGACCUCGAUGGAUUCAAAAUCUAAGGAAAGCAAAGAUACCGAAACUACCGAAGUUAACACUAUAUCGACCGACUCKGCGGGAGCCGCUGCUGCAACAGCGGCUGCUACUGCCACCGCAACGACUCCCACUUAAAAAUUUCUARAAAAACACAAGUUCUGUACAUGUAGCAUCUGUUUACWACCAUUUACUGUAGAGAGUGAAAUUAAUUGACACGACCUUU
Messenger RNA from Pseudo-nitzschia multistriata, 929 nucleotides. The record is from the annotation of a GenBank genome assembly. NCBI's taxonomy places the organism in Eukaryota, Bacillariophyta, Bacillariophyceae, Bacillariales, Bacillariaceae.